CUAUUGGUUCGUGUAUUCCACGCGCUCUAUGAUUCGCGCUUUCUCUGUCAUUCAUUGUUUUCUCACCUCUUCUUCCUUCUCGUUCUCUUCUUCUACGCUUCUUCCGUCACAUCAAUUUCCAUCCAAAUCUCACUUUUUCCAAUUUUCUCUGAUUAAUCACAGCUAAACCCUUUAAAUUUAACGUUCGUUCAUAUAUUUCUUAUUAUAAUCAAGUGUUAAUUACGAUUAAAGAGAGAUUAAGGAAAAUUAACAACAAUGGCACAAGCAGUUGAAGAAUGGUACAAACAGAUGCCGGUGAUCACACGAUCUUAUCUCACUGCUGCAGUUGUCACCACCAUCGGAUGUUCCCUUGAGAUAAUUUCUCCGUAUCAUCUGUACUUGAACCCCAGAUUGGUUGUGAAGCAGUAUCAGUUUUGGCGUUUGGUUACUAAUUUCUUGUACUUCAGGAAGAUGGAUUUGGAUUUCUUGUUUCAUAUGUUUUUUCUUGCUCGGUACUGCAAGCUUCUUGAGGAGAACUCGUUCAGGGGAAGAACUGCCGAUUUUUUUUACAUGCUCUUAUUCGGUGCCUCUGUAUUGACUGGAAUUGUUCUCCUUGGGGGAAUGAUACCUUACUUGUCAGAGUCGUUUGCAAAAAUUAUAUUCCUCAGUAACUCAUUGACAUUUAUGAUGGUUUAUGUAUGGAGCAAACAGAAUCCCUUUAUUCACAUGAGCUUCCUAGGUCUCUUUACUUUCACUGCUGCCUACCUUCCAUGGGUUCUCUUGGGGUUCUCUGUCCUUGUUGGUGCUAGUGCUUGGGUAGAUCUACUGGGAAUGAUUGCUGGCCAUGCUUACUAUUUUCUUGAAGAUGUCUAUCCUCGGAUGACUGGUCGUCGCCCCCUUAAAACACCAUCUCUCAUCAAAGCCCUAUUUGCAGAUGACCCAGUUGUUGUUGCCCGGCCUGCCAAUGUUAGGUUUGCUGCCCCACAACCUGAAGAACUUCACCAAGAUUGAAUGAUCUUUGUCAGAAAAUACCCAGCAAAGUGGCCGAAGUUUGUGAUAUAUAGCUAUCUCUAUUUUCAAACCUUUUUCCGGGUGCAAUUGUUAGUUAUUACAUUUUAAGUUGCACCAUGUCGAAUGACCAAAGUUUUAACAGAAAUGAGACAACAGACUUCCUCUUUUCUGUUCUUGUAGAUAUAAUAUUACCAUUCCAUUUGUAGUCUUAUAGUCAUUUUAUUUUUAUGUUCUUAUUGCAUUGGAUGAAAGACUGCCCUGGGCAUCUAGUAGUUUCUCUAAAAUGAAAAUGCAUUUAAGAUCUAUUAUAUGAA
Messenger RNA from Medicago truncatula (barrel medic), 1304 nucleotides. Its product is annotated as derlin-2.2. The transcript has 6 exons. The record is from RefSeq and is a predicted model, not a curated record. Bases 256 to 990 code for a protein of 244 amino acids. NCBI's taxonomy places the organism in Eukaryota, Viridiplantae, Streptophyta, Magnoliopsida, Fabales, Fabaceae.